Molecule: messenger RNA, 2682 nt
Organism: Pyrus x bretschneideri (Chinese white pear)
Lineage: Eukaryota; Viridiplantae; Streptophyta; Magnoliopsida; Rosales; Rosaceae
Exons: 4
Coding region: 673-2544 (623 amino acids)
Source: RefSeq, a predicted model, not a curated record
CCCUAUUCCAUCAAGUCGACAACUACCCUGUCAUCGGACCCUUAACGUAAUUUCCCUCCCUCUCUCUCUCUCCCUCUCCCCCUCAACCAGUCUCAAGCAGCGCACGUAAACUAGGCUCAAACCACAACCACAUUCAGGUUCGGUUCCAGUGAUAAAGCAUGAAUCCUGUGGAACUCUUGUCUGAUCUCUAUGCAUUGAGACAGUUAUAUGGACUCCUCCAAAAUGGCGAAGGCUGGCCGCAACAUAUAAAUUCAAACAAUGUGGAAAAAGCUUUGGACACGAGAGCGCGACAAUUGUUAAAGAAUCUUCUAGAUGAUGCUGCUGAAAGGAUUUUGAAUACUCAUUUGAAGAUGAUAACAACUCAGGCAGCUGUUAGUAGCAAACCUGGCCCCUCUCAACCAGAGCAACCCAAGGCUGUGCCUAAGAAGAAUUCUCCUAUUUCCCCAACAGUGACAGUGAAAUCUUCUCCUAACAGAGUCUUGAAUGAUGAUGCAAAGGAUUCUAAAAAGUACACGUUCGCACCUGAGGAGGAUGGGUCACUGAAGAAGCUGAAGCCUGAGAGAGAAAUUGCGGAGUCUAAAGUAAGCAACUCAUCGGACCUGCCUGAACAGAAAAAGAAAGUGUGUCGAAUCUGCUUAGAAAACAAUCUGAAGAAACAGUACUCAGCCAAGGAUGCAAAAUUCUCCAAUGACAGAGUCAAGGUACCUGACGAAAACAGUGUUAGUCAAGAUAAGCAACAUGAUUGGCGUAGUCAUCUCAAUGUUCUCGAUGAGCAUGCUAAAAGGUUACAAGAAUCUAAUACAAAGUCCACAGAGAGAGGGAAUGACAUCAGUGAAACUCUUGGAAAUCCAAGCAUUGUUAGUUUUGGUGUUUGUUCCCCAAUAUCUCCAACAAGAAUGGCUAGCAAGCAAGAAGUCGGUUUGUACCCUGAUUGGCCAGAGCGAGGAAAAGUCAGAUGAGGGCAGUGAUUACUCUAAAGUAGUUGCAAAUGCAAUCGAACAAAUUGAGUUGCGCAUUUUGGCUGUGCAGUUGAGUUCUUUUGGGAUGGCGAAUUCUUUCAACAACGAUGCUAAUGAACAUUAUUCUUUCAAGCGUGACAUUUCAUUUAGUCCUUCUACUCCUACUCCUACAGCGCAGAUAGAAGAACAGGUAGCUCCUACUACUAUUAGUACUACUAUUACUAGAAGAGAGCUGAGUGGUAUGGAUAAGUCUUUUCCUUUGUUGGGUGGAACUCAGUUGCUAACUCGUCAGGCGAGUCAAUUACUGUCUCAAGAUCCGACAGGGAGGUAUGCUUCUAAUUCCAGGGAACAUGGUUCCUCUAAGGGCCUGAUGGAGAGACUUGGAUCGCGGAGGUUCCCUCCGAGUCAACCAGUGAGUCGGAAUGAGAAGAUGGCAGGUCAUGUGAAUGGUCUAAGGGUCCCUCCUCCAAAUCAGGCUUCUAUGCACGUUAAGACACCUGAUCAAACAUGGAAAACCACUCCAGUCCAAAAUGCAACUACUAGAAAAAUAGGGGCUGCAAGAUCUAAUCAGUUCGUGCCACCUGAGUCCAUAGUUUCUUCAGUUGGACAUGGACCUAGUUGUAAGAAGUUGAUGAGUCAAACUCGGAAAAUUAGUCUAGUGACAAACAAGAGACAUCAUACAAUGACCGUGAAGCCAAUUUUGUUAGAUGAACACAAGCCUAGUGGGACACACAAAAUGUCUUCUGCAGGCCGACAGAAGAAGAGAAUGCCACGAAAGCAAGUGUUGGAUAUGGAGGAGGAGACUAGCUCAGGUUGUACUGAUUCCGAAACUUGGUCGACGUGGACAAGUGAGACAAAUUCUGAAGCUGAAAGCAGCGCUGAUAGUAAUGAAUACUCAAAGGAGGAUUCCUGGAGUCGAGGCCUAUCUAGGAGACGUACUCGUGAUAAUCAUAUGAGAAUGAGAGGUGAUCUCUCUUCCUCAACAAGGUCGAUAAAUACGGCGGCAGAAGUAAAUGCUAGUAGUAGUUCACGGAAUAGUAGCUGUAGCUCAUCAAUGGAGGAGGAGGAGGAUAAUCUCUAUAGCCGUAAAAGAUAUCCGGAGAAGUCCGUUGGACGAUUUAGGAGGCUCAAGAACAGGUUGGGACUCAUAUUUCACCACCAUCACCAUCACCAUCACCAUCACCACUAUGACGGAAAUGGUAAUAGUGAUGAUGAUCGCGGCCAUUCUGGGUGGAAACACCUACGGAGGAAGAUGUUUGACAGCCACAAAAACCCGCAUGGCAUCCGAGAAAGCAGAGGGAGCAAAAAAUCAUUGGUGAAAGUGAAAAACAUGUUGCAUAAUAAGCAGGGGGAGGUUGGGCAUUUUCAUGCUCUGUUGGAAGGGCUGUUGAGGCACAUAAGGCAUUCGAAGAAAUCAAGUAACUACUUGUCAAAGGGAGGAGUAGGAGGAGGAGGAGGAAGAAGAAGUUGCAUUAUUAGGAAGAAGAAGAAGUUGCAUUGGUGGCAAAUGUUUCGACGCAGGCGAGUCAAGAUGCAGCCUAAUAAGGCUAAAAGAGGGCGUGUCAAGCUCGGAUUCACCUGCUAAAAGACGGCCAAAGCUUAAAAUGAAGUAAUUAUAAGUUUGCUACAUUCAUCCAUUGAGAUAAAUGAAAAUAUGCACAAGAUUUAACAGUUAAUUUGUAUAGUUGUGUACCUUCAUUAAUCACAUAUGUUAGUUUAUGAC